Molecule: messenger RNA, 455 nt
Organism: Nezara viridula (southern green stink bug)
Lineage: Eukaryota; Metazoa; Arthropoda; Insecta; Hemiptera; Pentatomidae
Source: the annotation of a GenBank genome assembly
GAAAAAAUUAAAUAUGUACAUGUGGAUUCUUGAUGAUUGAGGAUAAAGAGAAAUAAUUCAUGUUUAAAUGAAGUUAAUGAUGUUGUUUUAGAAAUGAAGAUAGCUAAGAAAUCCCAUAACAAGAAUGGCUGUGUAUGGUAUGGAAAAGCUAUUUAGAUUGGAAAUAUAAAAAUAAUUUCGAUAAGCCACAAGUUGAGCUGUUCUAUUUGUUGGAACAACAUUUUGAUGUACCCUUAAGGUAACGCCCAAGGAACUGUAAAAUUCAAAAAAAAAAAAAAAUAAAGAAUAUAAAAAUGCACUGCAGUAGAAGAGGGAAGACCAAGAUAAAGAAGAAAAAAUUUGUUUCAUUUUAUAUAUUUUAUUUUGUUGUAUACUAUCAAUAAAGUCUUCAUUUAAUAUAUACAAUAUUUUAUUUUAUAAAUCACAACACAAUCACUCUUAUGCUUCAUUUUAUG